Messenger RNA from Cornus florida, 736 nucleotides. RefSeq names its product nuclear transcription factor Y subunit C-4-like. The transcript has a single exon. Lineage: Eukaryota; Viridiplantae; Streptophyta; Magnoliopsida; Cornales; Cornaceae. Gene Ontology annotation, biological process: regulation of DNA-templated transcription. The record is from RefSeq and is a predicted model, not a curated record. Bases 1 to 381 code for a protein of 126 amino acids. Gene Ontology annotation, cellular component: nucleus. Gene Ontology annotation, molecular function: protein heterodimerization activity; DNA-binding transcription activator activity, RNA polymerase II-specific.
AUGAGGCAAGCUGGUACAUAUUCAGGGAUUCUGUGUGGAGGGAUAUCUGGGAAAACUGGACCGCACUCGCUGCCGUUGGCUCGGAUAAAGAAGAUCAUGAAGAAAUCAAGUGAUGAUGUGAAGAUGAUAUCUGGGGAGGCUCCAAUUGUGUUCUCCAAGGCUUGUGAGCUGUUCAUAGAGGAGCUUACAAAGAGGUCUUGGAUGAUGACUGUGCAAGGCAAGAGGAGGACAAUUCACAAAGAAGAUGUUGUCUCUGCUGUCGUAGCCACUGAUGUCUUUGACUUUCUUGUCAACUUGGUUUCUGAUGAUCAUGAUCCUUCCACAAAUUUAGCUGAUGAUCAUCAGGACACUUCCUCAAAAAUUCUCUCUCAUGUAAAGUGAAUUAAGGUGAGGGUUAAUGGAUAUAUAUAUAUAUAUAUAUAGAACCUCUCCAUAUCUCAUUGAUAUGUAUUAUAAGUCCUGCCCUUAUAUAGAGAGAGAGAGAGACUUACCCCAAAUGUUUUACAAUAAUUCAUAUAUAAGCAUAAUAAGCUGGAAGCAUUUGAUUUUUUUUUUUUUUUUUUGGAAUUAGGGUUAAUUGACUAUUUUCUUGUUACACCUUGAUGCACCAGUAAACUUACUGUCACAAGCAUAUAUUUGGUCUGGUGCAGUCAUCCAUAUGCGCGCGCGUAUAUAUAUAUGCUUUGGCUAGCGAUUUGAUUGAAUAGAAUUAAUAGAAGUGCUUGCCAAGGUGUAU